AGCACGCGCGCUGUCAGCGGGAACGAGCAGCCAGAAAGUGGGAGGGUUUGCGCGCGGCCGUUGUGUUCGGAUUGACUGCGCGCCCCCUCCCGGUGUAGCCGUUAGCUCGGUGUCCGGUCGAUGUUUUAGCGGCGGAGCGUGGACUGGAAGUGGGAUGAUAGUGUUGUAAACGUCGAGCCAGGGUUCAGCGACCGAGAGAGGACCAGCAGCCGCUCCGCCCCGGGACAGAACAGGUGAGAGGCUGAGUGAGCGAGCGAGCCCGUGAGAGAAGCACACACACAGAGAGAGAGAGAGACCAUGGAUCACCAGAGACAGAGGACUCUGUCCACAUCAGGAGAAUCGCUGUACGCCGUGCUCGGGGUCGACAAGAACGCCACUACGGAGGACAUCAAGAAAUGCUACAGGAAGCUGGCACUGAAGUUUCACCCAGACAAAAACCCGGACAACCCCGAAGCAGCAGAGAAGUUUAAGGAAAUCAAUAACGCCCACUCCAUCCUGGUGGACGCCACCAAGAAGAACAUCUACGACAAAUACGGUUCCCUGGGGCUGUACGUGGCCGAGCAGUUCGGAGAGGAGAACGUCAACACCUACUUUGUUCUGUCCAGCUGGUGGGCCAAGGCCCUGUUCGUCUUCUGCUGCCUGGCCACCGGCUGUUACUUCUGCUGCUGCCUGUGCUGCUGCUGUAACUGCUGUUGCGGCAAGUUCAAACCUCACCCGCCAAUGGACCAGGACCCCGAGUUCUAUGUCUCCCCUGAGGACCUGGAGGCCCAGAUGACGGCUGAGGAGAGAGAUGGCGGCGACCCCAUCGUGAUGCAGCCAUCUUCAGCCACAGAAACCACUCAGCUCACCUCUGAUGCCCACCAAAGCUACAAGACCGACGCAUACUAAACACGCACACACACACACACACACACACACACACACACACACUCUCUCUCCUGGAAAUCCCACUCAGCUUCACUCACAAUGAGCUCAGCCCAGAUUUUCCCUUUUUCACGUUUCCAUGUUUGAAUGUCUGAGGUGAAACGAGGAAGAGGAGGGAGGAAAUCUGGAGGAGGAAGAGAAACAAACACUUGCAGUAACGCUCUGGUUUGAACCUCACAGUUUAUUAUUUAUCCAGAUUCACGGUUAAUGUUCAGAUGAAAGUAUAGACAGGAAGUGACACGCUGACUGUCUUAGCUGGGCGCCAGUGAGGCAGCUUCUUCUCAGGUCUGAGGUUUCAUCAGGUAACCAACAGGUGAACAAGGUCAGGGUGAAACGCUGCGUCACUUUUUACCAUCCAGUCACUGGAGGGAAGGCGGGACAAAUGCUAAACCAACCCACCGUCACGGCCUGCUCGUCUAACAGUUUUCACUUCCUCACCGGUGAGAGUUGUUACUAAAAAAGUAACUACACAUACUGCAUUACAUUGAGGAAAAGUAACAAGUAUGUUACCUAAUUACUCACUGAAGAAAGUAACUAGACUAUUUGUUACAUUACUUUCUCAUCACUCUGCAAAAUGACCUGAAACUCAUCGUCUCACAAUCUACGGUGGCCCUGAGAGGUCAAACGCACUGCAACUCAGUGACAAGCUAAUAAUACGUGGCUAAUAGCAAACAUGUAUACGUUACUACAUGAAUCAUGUGAUUAAAACACACAUUAGCUGCAUCUCCCUCACACUGCAGAUCAAUCCUCUGCUUUUUAUUCAGCACGUCUCAGUGCGACACGUUAACGUCUCCAUCACGUCUCCGUCACGUUAAUGUCUCCAUCACAUCUCCAUCACGUUAACGUCUCCAUCACGCCUCCGUCACGUUAACGUCUCCAUCACGUUAAUGUCUCCAUUACAUCUCCAUCAUGUUAACGUCUCCAUCACGCCUCCGUCACGUUAACGUCUCCAUCACGUCUCCGUCACUUUAACGUCUCCGUCACGUUAAUGUCUCCAUCACAUCUCUAUCA
Molecule: messenger RNA, 1935 nt
Organism: Oreochromis niloticus (Nile tilapia)
Lineage: Eukaryota; Metazoa; Chordata; Actinopteri; Cichliformes; Cichlidae
Gene: dnajc5ab
Product: DnaJ (Hsp40) homolog, subfamily C, member 5ab
Exons: 5
Coding region: 298-888 (196 amino acids)
Biological process (GO): regulation of synaptic vesicle cycle
Cellular component (GO): membrane; intracellular membrane-bounded organelle; presynapse
Source: RefSeq, a predicted model, not a curated record